ACGCAACCCACCUGUAUCUGCCAGCCAACUGUCAAUGUCAAUUUUGUCAAUCAGUCGGUGUUUGCAAAUUCAAAUUAUUUUAUUUUAGAUUGGCGAAUUUUUUGUGUAAAACGGAAACAACCACAGAGCAAAAAAAAAUCUACUAAAUACUAAAUGUUAUUUCUCAACUCAAAUACAAUGUAGACUGACCCAAAUAAGUAUUAUUUAUCUAGUCGCUUAAAUAAUAUAUAUAUACAAUGUUACCUAGUAGCGAAAUCUUUAAAAGUCUGGUGGAGUUCAAAACACCUGUAUUUGUUGCCCUUGAAGAAGUAGCAGAUCUUGAUGGAACGUGCAAAUCUUUAAUAAACAGCUAUCUCACUGAAACUGAUUUAAUAGAUUUGUUGGCGAUCGUCAAAAUCCAGGCUAUUAUUGAUUAUAUGUAUGAACAAGUUAACAUAGGAAACUGGAAAGAGGUUAAACUCUAUCUCAGGAAAACAAUUACAAUAGCCUCAUAUUUAUUACUAUUAGCUAAAGUAAAAUGCACAAUAGAAGUAACUGAAAGCUUGGUAAAAGAAUUCUAUAAAAUAAUUGACUUUGGAAUUAUGUUUGGAUGCCCUGUAGAUGAAGCACCUGAUUUACUUCAAAAUUGUGCCAGUUACCUUAAUUCACUGAGCUUAUUGCCUCACAGUAUUACAGAGACGUCCAAUAAAAAUCAGGAUAAAGUGAAUGUUGAAAAUAAUAAAUAUAAUGCAAAUCUUAUAGAAGUUAUUGACUGCCCAAGUAUGGAGCACUUUUAUAAGAACUACAUAGUUGCUGAAAAACCAGUUGUUUUAAGAAACUGCAUAAAUCACUGGCCAGCUCUUUCAAAAUGGAGAGAUCAGAAUUACUUUAUAAAAUUAGCUGGAGCAAGAACAGUCUCUAUUGAAAUAGGAAGAGAUUACACAGAGUCGGAAUGGACGCAGAAAUUGAUGACAAUAGAAGAUUUUAUAAAAGAUUUUAUAUUCCAGACAAACGGUUCUACUGGGUACCUUGCUCAGUAUCAGCUAUUUGAACAGAUACCAGAACUAAAGGAAGACAUAAUUGAACCUGAAUAUUGUUGUUUUGCUGACAAAGAUGAGCCAGUAGAUGUAAUGGCUUGGUAUGGUCCUAAAGGAACUUUAUCACCAUUACACCAUGACCCUAAAAAGAAUUUAUUAACACAAGUUGUCGGUGAAAAACAGAUUUUCUUGUUCUCACCGCAAGAUUCAGAAUUCUUGUAUCCUCAUGAACAUGAAUUAUUGCACAAUACAUCUAAAGUUGAUCCAAGGCAACCAGAUUUACUGAAGUAUCCAAAGUAUAAAGAUGCAAAAGUAUACUACUGUGUGCUCAGCCCUGGCCAAAUGCUGUACAUCCCUCCGAAAUGGUGGCACUUCGUAGAGUCACUGUCAAUUAGUUUCUCUGUCAGCUUUUGGUGGAACUGAUGAUUGGUUAUAUCAACAUAAUGGAAGAAGAAUGAAACUAGAUAAAGAGGUAUUUGUAGUGUGAUUUACCUCUCAUCCUGGUUCCUGAUAUG
Molecule: messenger RNA, 1531 nt
Organism: Chilo suppressalis (striped riceborer)
Lineage: Eukaryota; Metazoa; Arthropoda; Insecta; Lepidoptera; Crambidae
Source: the annotation of a GenBank genome assembly